CAGAACCUCAAUACCCGCAACUACUGAAGCUUGAGAGGUCACUCCUUUCUUUAGGCUGUCAGCAGCAUGAGGCAGGUCUUUACCUCUUUGUUUUCUCCCCGGGACCCAGAUCCAGCACAGUAUCUCAGGUUGCUUCUGUAAUAUAAGUAAUAAACAACAGUAAUAAUAAUCAACACUGAUCCUGAAACACACCCGAGGAAUCUGUUUCAUUCCAGUGCUAGGGUUGACGCUCACCCAAGGUCAAAGUUGUCAUACUGAGCAGCAGUAACUAUCUCAGCUUGCAAUAAAUCUAAUACAGCCAGUACCACUUAACUGGAGGUUACCUAAAUGAGUCACUUCCUCUCCCCAUCUACAUGUCUCUCCCCAUUUAAGACCAUCAUUUACAUUCCCUGGCUGGAGUUCUAACAAGAGCAGCAAGAAUGUUGCUGUUAGAGACUUUAGUUCUGGCUAUGGUUUGCUCCUAUGGCUCCUCACAAGUGCGUCUGACCCAGCCUCAACUGUCCAUCACCAGGGAAGGAAAUAAAGCCAUACGAAUUGACUGCCGUGUUUCUCUAUCGGAGGAUUUUGGCAAGACUCCUAUACACUGGUACAGACAGAGACCCGGUGCAGCUCCAGAACGGAUUCUGUUCAUCUCAACGCAGUCUGAAUUUGACAGAGUCUCGGAUAAAGGAAAGUUUAAUGCUGAAAAGAAGAUUGACCAGUCUACCUGUACCCUGACUAUAAACAAAAUAACCUCCAGUGACAUUGCUACUUACUAUUGUGCCUAUUGGGAUCGCACAGCGUUAGAAAACAUUAGACAGCCUGUACAAAAACCCACUCUGCAUUCUGAGCCACAGCCUUUUGCAUGUAUGAGGCCACUGUCACCUCCCUUAAAAUUCCUCUCAGCCUCGAGCCAGCGGCAGAAACUCUUCAUUGGCUUCUGCAGCUAGAUAUGAACAGCAACUGCUGAUUUAGUGCAUAUUUUCCACAUAAAUCACUAAGAACGGGUCAGGUCUAGCAGAACACGAGGUCACCUCGGGCACAAAGGGGAGCUAGGCACCCAAUCAAGUCAAAGGGAGUUGUGUGUUUAGCUCCCCCUUCCUUGGCCUUUUAAAAAAAAAAUCUUCCUGCUGAAUAUUAGGUGAAGCUGACAGUAAGUAGUUUUCUGUGGGGGUUAUCAUGGGCUGACUGGGUGGAGAUUUGUCAUCAGUCUAGAGGAGCAGAACACUUGGGGUGAAAAAUCUGUCUCCAGAGAAGGAAAUGGGGCUAGGCUCUCACCCCCAUAACUGCCUGACACUGCAGUCUCCCAAUCGAGACGUCAUUCAUCUGCUGAAACAGGAAGCAAGUGAAAGUAAAACAGGAGCGUUGGACCCAGUGUGCAGGUGCAAUAAUGUACCUACUUAUAACUCCCUAGUAACUGGGGCUCAUCCUGCAUAGUGUCCUCCCCAGGUACAGAGCCUCAUGUUUGUGUCUAUAGAUUCCAGUUGUGGAUCUCAGUAGUGUUGUGUAUUUGGUUGUCAUGGUAAUAGAAUUUUGUUGUUGCUAUGGCAACUGAGGUAGAUUAUAAGGGGAUAGCCCAGGCAGCUUUGGCUGCUUUUUGUUUAGUUCAGUGUGUGGCAAUAGAUGGCUGCUUUUAAGGUUUUCAGCUCUCGUGUCUCAAGUGAUUUCUUUCUAAAACUGUUGCCUCCCAGAAUAUAACAACGUGGCAACGAGGACGGGAUGUCUGUGCUGCCCCAGCAACAGAAGGAAGUAGAAGUCAAAGUACCAAAAAACAACAACAACAACAAAAACGAAACCAAAAACCACCAAAAAAACCCACCUUUUUGCUGUUGGAAGGGGCUGAGAACUGACUUGUUUGCACUGAGUGUGCAAACUGAAACUAAAACCAUGGCUACACUUACAGACCCGCUGGAACCUUUUGGGGAGACUAUAGUGCAAUGGCACGUAUAUACUGAGCGUUUUGAGCUUUUUGUUAUUGCAAAUGACAUUACAGAAGAGAAGAAGGUGCCAAUAUUCUUAAGUGUUGUAGGGACUAAGACCUACUCCCUGCUAUGCAGCUUACUGCAUCCUGUUAAGCCCGAGACCAAAUCUUACAGUGACAUUGUGGAAAUCCUGGGGUCCCAUUUUAAUCCAAAACCACUGGUCAUUGCUGAAAGCUAUAGGUUCCACAAAAGAGACCAAAAAGAAGAUGAAACAGUUGUACAAUUUGUAGGAACUUUGAAAAAGCUUGCAGAUCACUGUGAAUUUAAGGAGAUAUUAAAUGACUCCCUGUGUGACCGGUUAGUGUGUGGCCUGCACAGUGAAGCUAUAUGGAAGCGCCUAUUGACAGAGGCUCAACUUACCUUACAGAAGGCUGUUGAUAUUGUGGUCUCCAUGGAACUGGCUACAAAGGAGGCGCAAUACAUCGGUGCAUCCCCUAGGGUGCAUAAAGUGUCACAAGAAUCUACCCACAAAACUGUGCAGAGUCAGGAAUGUUACCGCUGUGGUCACCAGGCAUCAGAAUGCUGGUGUAAGGACCUGGUGUGUCGACACUGUGGCAAGAAGGGACACGUUGAGUGUGCCUGUAAACAAAAGAAAAAGAGGCCUGUGGUCUGGCUGACCAAAAAGGGAAAUCUGCAUAACCGAGAGCAGACCCAGGAUGACAAAGGAGACACCUCAUCACAAGAAGAAGUGCCACUCCACGUUUUGUCUUUGGCAGUGGGCUCACAUGAAUACUGGGUAACCCCGUUGUUGGACGGCAAACCUAUACGCAUGGAACUGGACACCGGUGCAGCUGUCUCGCUGGUCUCCAAGACCAUGUAUAAAGAAAAGCAACAGCAUCUUCCACUUAAGGCAAUGAAAACUGUUCUGAAGAUGUAUACGGGAGAAGCUGUCUCCGUGUUGAGCAUUACAGAUGUUAAGGUGGAGCUCAAUGCACAGACAGGCUGCUAAAUUGCCACUGUUUGUGGUGAGAGGGUAAUUACCCAGACUUAAUGGGUAGGUCUUGGUUUAUGUAAGGGGACUGUUGCCCCCUUAGUAACAUUCAGCGGGGGUGUUUUAGUUGCUAGCUCCCAGUACUAAAAAGGGGGAAGGGUCGAUGGGGAAUCAGGACCCUGAG
Molecule: messenger RNA, 3076 nt
Organism: Chelonia mydas (Green sea turtle)
Lineage: Eukaryota; Metazoa; Chordata; Testudines; Cheloniidae
Exons: 2
Coding region: 1699-2910 (403 amino acids)
Source: RefSeq, a predicted model, not a curated record